This is a messenger RNA of Artibeus jamaicensis (Jamaican fruit-eating bat), 3575 nucleotides long. RefSeq names its product GULP PTB domain containing engulfment adaptor 1 (gene GULP1). The coding region runs from base 703 to 1842 and encodes 379 amino acids. NCBI's taxonomy places the organism in Eukaryota, Metazoa, Chordata, Mammalia, Chiroptera, Phyllostomidae. The record is from RefSeq and is a predicted model, not a curated record. The transcript is spliced from 13 exons.
AAGGUAAGGUCUCGCCUUCUGCAGUCGGGUUUCUCUCACAUUCCACUCCUCGCCCCUUCGGUCCAAGGUGCAAACGCCAGAUAGCCCUGCAGGCCCAUAGGAAGCGACCAUCAGAGAUUGAGGAAAAUCCGCGAGCUUGAACCUUGGCGUCCGGCGUGGAAGUGUCCUAGGAGACCGCCAGAAGUGCUCUAGCCGGAGUCUGGAAGAGUUCCCUUUUGGCCGAGAGGGGGAGCCCCGCUUCCCAGUCCGGAGUGACCCGGAGUCCCGAGCCUCCAGUCCCAGCCCCAGCCACAACCAGCGCCAGUUUUGGCUUCAGGCUAUUAGGAAGAGGAGGGAGAGGGUAGAGAGCGCAAAGAGGGAGGGGACCUGAGCAGGAGGGUCCCAAGUCCGGCACUGCAUUUGCGUACGGAAACUUUCCCUCUCGGCCACGGAAACGUCAGCGCCACUGUGCUGGAGCGGAGAUCCGAGGCGGCAGCAGCUCUCCACGCCCCUGCCCCAAGCUGACCCGGUCGCAUCAGUCACUAAGUGUUAUGUGAUUGCAUCUGAUACACGUAGGAGAGAAAGUGACUGCAAGAGAACUUGGAUGGCAGCUGCAUGACUGAAACUACCAAAGUCAAGUGUCGGUAUUCUUUCAACUAAAGUUCAGCAAAACCAGGCUGUAAAGUGUGAUUGAAUCGAACACCUCUUUGGCUGAUCCUCAUCAUGAACCGUGCUUUUAGCAGGAAGAAAGACAAAACAUGGAUGCACACGCCUGAAGCUUUAUCAAAACAUUACAUUCCCUAUAAUGCAAAGUUUCUUGGCAGCACGGAAGUGGAGCAGCCCAAAGGAACGGAAGUGGUCCGAGAUGCUGUAAGAAAACUAAAGUUUGCAAGACAUAUCAAGAAAUCCGAAGGCCAGAAAAUCCCUAAAGUUGAGUUACAAAUAUCAAUUUAUGGAGUAAAAAUUCUAGAACCCAAAACAAAGGAAGUCCAACACAAUUGCCAGCUUCAUAGAAUAUCAUUUUGUGCAGAUGAUAAAACUGACAAGAGGAUAUUCACUUUCAUAUGCAAAGAUUCUGAAUCAAAUAAACAUUUGUGCUAUGUAUUUGACAGCGAAAAGUGUGCUGAAGAAAUAACUUUAACAAUUGGCCAAGCGUUUAACCUGGCAUACAGGAAAUUUCUAGAAUCUGGAGGAAAAGAUGUUGAAACAAGAAAACAGAUUGCAGGGUUACAGAAAAGAAUUCAAGACUUAGAAACAGAAAAUAUGGAACUUAAAAACAAAGUGCAAGAUUUGGAAAACCAGCUAAGAAUAACCCAGGUAUCAACAUCGCCUCUGCUGCACACAGUGUCUGAUCAUGAGCAACACGGGUUUCAGAGAUGCUCAUCCUCUUUCUGGCGUAGUAGUGGUGGCCCACCUCCCUGUCUAAAUGUCUCUUCCAUUACUGUCACUCCUGUCAACUCCACUGAUUCCAGACUGUCACUGGGACUGUUAAUACCACCACCUUCUAAAUGUGGCCUUCCCAAGCCAAUCAGUGAGCGCAGCAUUCCGAGACCUCAUGCAGGCAGUGUGCCACCGAAGUCGCCCUCCACUGACAUCUUUGAUAUGAUCCCAUUUUCUCCAAUAUCACACCAGUCUGCAGUACCUACUCCCAAUGGCACACAGCCACCUCCCAUACCCAGUAGAUCUACUGAGAUUAAACGGGACCUGUUUGGAGCAGAACCUUUUGACCCAUUUAAUUGUGGAGCAGGGGAGUUCCCUCCUGAUAUUCAAUCAAAAUUAGAUGAAAUGCAGGAGGGGUUCAAAAUGGGACUAACUCUCGAAGGCACAGUAUUUUGCCUUGACCCACUAGACAGCAGGUGCUGACGUCGAAAAACAGGUUCCUUAUUCAUGUUAAAUUUAUUUCAUCCACAUAUAUAUAUAAAUAUAUCAUUCAUUAUUACUUUAUAACAGGUCUUAUACUUGUGCCAAUAAAUUUGUUAAUAUUUUCACUUUCUGAAAUUUAUUUCAGUAAAAUAUCCUCAUACAUUCACUGUUGCUCUGUAAAAUUUUAUUUUAAAAACAACUCACUGUAAAGUAAAUCAUCCUUUUAUGUUCAUUUCAGUUUCUAUUAUAGAAGAAUUUGUAAUCAAAAAACAAAUUAUCCAAAUAUCUAUCGUGUGUCUGAGUUCUAAAUAGUUAGCAUCUUGAAAUAUUGUGUUCAUAUAUACCAGGCUGCUAGAUUAUGAUUGAUUUUCUAAAAGCCAUACCUUAACAAUACCUUUCAAUGUCCUAAAGAGACAUACCAAUUUCAAACCUAGUACCGUAUUCAAACUAAUAAACAUGUUACCAUUCAUUAGACAGAUGUCAUUUUAUUAUGAAAUGUAGUUUCAUAUCAUUAGAAAAACUUAAACUUUGAAUACAAUGCCACCAGAUCAUUUUCAGCAGGUUAAAUAACAAAUAUAUAAAUUCUUACAAUAAUUAAAUCAAAUGUAUUUAGAGUAUUAGUAAAUGCAGGGUAAUAAUGUUAGUUAUCAUCAGUUAUACUCUAAAUAUUAUAUUUAUUUCGUAAAUAAAUAUUGUGGAAAAAAGAAAAUCUGCUAUUUACAAAAAAUUUAACAUUUAAUUUUAAUGAGAUAAUUUCCAUUACCAAACAUGUAAUCGAGUCUCAUGUAUCCUGAAAAAGCAUUUGAAAAGUAUGCUAUCUCUAGUUUCAGUUUGUUCCUAUUUACUUUACCAAAUAUAUUUUUGUCUCAAAGUAUUGUGAUGCCUCAUUAGUUUUGAUACUCUAAAAUCUAUGACAACUAUUCAUGAAUAAUCAGUUAUUUAGCAAAUAUAAUAUUUUAUUGUUGAAGUUAGAAUCUCAUUUUUUUAUAAAAAUCAACUUGCCUUUAGUUUAGUUUUUAACAUAAAUAUUUUUACUCAGUACAACAAAAAUUUAUGGUUAAAACUUAUAAUUUGAUUCAUUACAUUGUCAAAAAAAUUAAUUAAUGAGUUUAGAUUGGGGGUAGAUCUCAAAACAGAUUUUACUUUCUUUUUAGUCUUGGAAAGUUUUUUUCUAGUGCUAAAGACACAUUUUCACUAGACAAAGACAUUAAAUAGCUUAUGCAAUGUUGUAUUUGUAUGUUUCUUCAUCAUGUUCUUUGAUAUAUAUAAGCCUUGUUGUUUGUUUUCUGCUAUCUGCUAAGUUGUAUCUUAAUUAGAAGACAGUAUAUGUUUCAUAAAAAAAGUCUUUAUAAUUUUGUUGGUCAUACAGUAUUUUGGAAUUUGUAUAAUGAGGACGCUUAGAAGCCAUAUCAGUGGCUUUUUUUAACAGAUAGAAUUUGUAUUUUUAUUGUACUUUAAAAAGCUUUAUGUAAUAGGUAUAUAUUUAGUGGCCAUUUAUUAUCAAUGGUAACAUAAUAGAAUACUUAAGAUGUAUUUGCACAUUUAAGAUUAUUACUUUACCAAUUUUUAAUGGUAAUCGGUUCUGCUAUGGGCAUGGUUAAAUAGUCCACAAUUGGUCAUUACUUAUGAGAAUUUAUUUCACCGAUGCAUUUUUAUGAAGAUCCAGUUGAAAAGUGUAUUUCUAUGUAAACUCAAUGAUAUGUUUGAUUUUGCUGAAAAUAAAUGAUUUGAAU